Molecule: messenger RNA, 6200 nt
Organism: Numida meleagris (helmeted guineafowl)
Lineage: Eukaryota; Metazoa; Chordata; Aves; Galliformes; Numididae
Gene: NR3C1
Product: nuclear receptor subfamily 3 group C member 1
Exons: 9
Coding region: 152-2473 (773 amino acids)
Biological process (GO): regulation of DNA-templated transcription; nuclear receptor-mediated glucocorticoid signaling pathway
Cellular component (GO): nucleus
Molecular function (GO): steroid binding; nuclear glucocorticoid receptor activity; zinc ion binding
Source: RefSeq, a predicted model, not a curated record
CGGGAGCUGCGCUCUGUGCCCCGGCCCCAUGGCUGAGGGCGGCGGGGCUCGGGCAGGGGAGAGGCAGCGUGGGAAGUUCGCCGAAGAACUUGCAGUUUUUCUCCAAAUAUUUAUGCUCUGCGCUGGAAGUAAAUAGGCUGAUGUUAAAAUAAUGGAUUCCAAAGAAUUGCUUAAGUCGUCAGAUCAAGAUGAAACCCGGAAAAAUGCGCUCAUCAGUACCAAAGGAGGGAUCGUGAUGGACUUCCAUCCGCCCUUCAGGGGUGGAGCCUCCGCACAAGCCCCUGUAUCUGCAGCUCCUCUCCCCGUGUCUUCUCAGUCAGACUCCGCUCAGCAACCCGCUCUGGCUGACUUCUCAAAAGGAUUGGUAAACAAUGUGCCUCCGCCGGACCUGUCCAAGGCAGUGUCACUCUCCAUGGGACUGUAUAUGGGCGAAACAGAUGCGAAAGUGAUGGGAAACGACCUUGGAUUUUCACAGCAGGGCCAAACUGGCAUCUCUUCUGGAGGAGAAACGGACUUCAGGCUCCUGGAGGAAAGCAUUGCAAGCUUGAACAAGUCCUCGAGCCUGGCAGAGGACUCGAAGGGAGCAGUGUCAUCCGAGGUGCCGCUGGAGCCGGACUUUGCGGGCAUGGCUGGCCGCGGGCCCCUGGAGCCGGGGGCUUCGGUCCAAAGCCAGGUCGGCUCCAACGGCGGCAGCCUGAAGCUGUUCUCUGAAGACCAAAGCACGCUGGAUAUCCUCCAGGAUUUAGAAUUGCCGUCGGUAUCGCCUGGCAAGGAGCCCAAUGGGAGUCCGUGGCGGCUCGACCCGUUGCUUGAUGACGGAGGCUUGCUGUCCCCCAUCUCCGCUGACGACGCGUUCCUCCUGGAAGGAAACCUGGGGGAAGACUGCAAGCCCCCCAUUUUGUCUGACACUAAACCUAAAAUUAAUGACCGUGGUGACCUUUUACCCAGUUCCAAAAUGCCAAUGCCUCAAGUGAAAACGGAAAAGGAAGACUUCAUCGAACUUUGUACUCCUGGCAUAAAGCAAGAAAACAUGGGCCCAAUUUACUGUCAGGCAAACUUCUCCGGGUCUAAUCUGCUGGGUACUAAAGUCUCUGCCAUCUCUAUCCACGGUGUCAGUACCUCUGGGGGACAGAUGUAUCACUAUGAUUUAAAUACUGCAUCGCUCUCUCAGCAGCAGGAUCAGAAACCAAUUUUUAAUAUCAUUCCGUCUCUUCCUGCCGGUUCAGAAAAUUGGAAUAGGUGCCAGGGAUCAGGGGACGAGGCUUUAGCUCCCUUGGGAACGCUCAACCUUUCUGGCAGACCUGCUUUCUCUAAUGGCUAUUCAAGCCCUGGAAUGAGAUCAGAUGUAAGCUCUUCUCCAUCCACAACCUCAGCGACUGCGGGACCACCUCCCAAGCUCUGCCUCGUGUGCUCUGACGAGGCCUCUGGGUGUCAUUACGGUGUUCUUACUUGUGGCAGCUGCAAAGUGUUCUUCAAAAGAGCUGUGGAAGGGCAGCACAACUAUCUCUGCGCUGGAAGGAACGAUUGCAUUAUUGACAAAAUUCGGAGGAAGAACUGCCCGGCGUGCCGCUAUCGGAAAUGCCUUCAGGCGGGCAUGAACCUCGAAGCUCGCAAAACGAAGAAGAAGAUAAAAGGAAUCCAGCAGGCCACUGCCACGGGCGCCAGGGACGCUGCUGAAGCUGCUGGAAACAAGAGCGUGGUUCCCGCGUCGCUGCCGCAGCUCACCCCCACCCUGGUGUCGCUGCUGGAGGUGAUUGAGCCAGAAGUGCUGUACUCGGGCUAUGACAGCACGCUGCCCGACUCGAGCUGGCGCAUCCUGUCAACCCUCAACAUGCUGGGAGGACGGCAAGUCGUGGCUGCAGUCAAGUGGGCAAAGGCAAUACCAGGUUUCAGAAACUUGCAUCUGGAUGACCAAAUGACCCUUCUGCAGUAUUCCUGGAUGUUCCUGAUGGCUUUUGCUUUAGGAUGGAGAUCGUACAAACAAUCAAAUGGAAAUCUCUUGUGCUUUGCACCAGAUCUGAUUAUUAACGAGCAGCGAAUGAAUCUACCCUGUAUGUAUGAACAAUGCAAACAUAUGCUGAUGAUUGCCCGAGAGCUGUCACGGCUUCAAGUCUCAUAUGAAGAGUAUCUCUGCAUGAAAACGUUGCUUCUCCUCUCUACAAUUCCUAAGGAAGGCCUGAAGAGCCAGUCUUUGUUCGAAGAAAUUCGCAUGACAUACAUAAAAGAGCUGGGAAAGGCCAUCGUGAAAAGAGAAGGGAACUCGAGCCAGAACUGGCAGCGGUUCUAUCAGCUGACGAAGCUGUUGGACUCUAUGCACGAUGUGGUUGAAAAUCUUCUGAGCUUUUGCUUCCAGACGUUCUUGGAUAAAUCCAUGAGUAUUGAGUUCCCAGAAAUGUUGGCAGAAAUCAUCAGCAACCAGAUACCAAAAUACUCAAAUGGAAAUAUAAAGAAGCUCUUAUUUCAUCAGAAGUGACUGCCUUAAUACAAAAGGGUUGCCUUAAGAAAACGUCAAAUGAUAGCUUUUUUCUUUUUUUUUUCUUUCUUUUUUUUUUUUUGUAAAGACAGAACCUACCAGACUUGUUAAUUUUGUCCUUGCAGCGGUGUUUCUUUUGUAAUUAUGCACUACAUGUGGUUUACAGAGGGCCAAGAUUUAGGCUAUAGAAGCAGCGGAUUUCUCACAUUUGAUUUGUAACUGGGGAGAAAGGAGAAAGGAGAAUAAAAAGGAGAAUGAAUCUUGCUUACCAGAAAUCACAUUUCUCCCCCUACGCAACAUCAAUGGAUGCAUCAAAACCACCAGUGACAAGAUCUGAGGCUGUGUUACGAACAUUCUGCUAAUUAAUUUCUGCAGUUGGCUGGAGACAAGUUUUUUUUUUUUUAUUGUAGUAACGCAUUUUGGAUUUUCUUUUAAUUUUUCUUUUUUUUUUUUUUUAAAGUUAAGGUAGCAUUUUGGUUUAUGCAUGUAACCUGAAGAAAGUUUACAAGUGUAUAUCAGAAAAGGGAAGUUGUGCCUUUUAUAGCUAUUACUGUCUGGUUUUAGCAAUUUCCUUUCACUUUAUAUACCGUGAACGAGGCUUGUUCAUUUUUUCUUACAUAAUUUUUUUGUAAUACUUCAAGAUGCCUAUUGUACAGCUGGUUUUUUAAGGCGGGGCAGCUCGUAGCUUUCCUAAAUGACCUCUAGACGUUAAUCCUUGAGUAUACUCGUGUGAAAAUGGGUUGGGUUUUCUAACCUAAUAGCUUUCAACUGUCGAGGUGACCAUAAAAUUUGGCAUUUUUUAAGGGCCGGGGGGGGGUGGGAGAGCACUCUCAAAUCUAAUUUCAAUAGAUGCGAAUGAAACAAAUACUUUUGGUACAUGUACAAAAGCGUUGGAUAUGCAGAUUCAUAGAAAAUUAACACAGUCCUAACUGGAUGUAAACGAGCAGGUUAUUUUGUAUAUUAAAAAAAAAAAAAAAAGCCUGAUUUUUGCAUAUAAUGCAACAGCCAUAACUACGAGAGUCACGGGCUGCGCUGAUGCCAAGAAGAUCAGUCCUGACCGCCCAUCAGGAAACCUUCAGGAAAAUAUGCAUAGCUUAAGAAAAGUUUACUUCGGUGUGGGGAAACUCGCGUUCUCUGCACGCCGGAUCCUCCCGUCACGCAGGUAUCUGUGGGCAGGCGUCCUCGCCGCGAGAGGCGGACGCGGCGCCCGGCGCUUCGGCUCCGUUCCGUUCUUGCCGCAGCAGCGCCGGGAGCCGUCUCCGCGGUGAGACGCCGGCUGCGCAGCAGCGGAGCGGGGCUGCGGCUCCGCACGUACUGACCCGACCCCGCGGGGAGACGCCGUCCCCUCGCCGCCCGCUUCGCCCCUUUCCUCGGGAGCGGGAGCGCUCCGUGCCGGCUUCGUGGGCUUCGCGUUGUGCGUCCAACCUCGUCCUUGUACGGCUGCAUCCCUUCCUGUCGAGUGACUCGCGUGCCAUAAAUCCGCCGUCGGUCUCGUGAAUUUCUCCUCGUUGCCAUGGAUAGCUGUAUUUUAAAAACGUUUAGAAGCUGUAGUAGCCUUUUCUACCUGCACCUUAACGAUUUUCCGCGUCUCAAAAUGGAGGUAUUUACCAAGCCACUCUAAAAUUUGAUUUGUACUGAAAGUGGCCCGAUUAUUUGUGUAAUAGCGGCGAGAAAAAUCAUCCGGGAAGAUACGAAACCUAAUAUAUUUUUGUAUUUAGUUCUAGUUUCCAAUAUGUAUAAUCGGUAUAUUCGCUGAUCUGAGAAAAGAAGGGAAGGGCUACUGCAGCUUUCAAAGCAAUUUAUUAAUGACUGUAAAAUAGCUUGUAUAGUGUAUAAUAAGGAUGAUUUUUAGAUGACAGAUUGCUUUAUCAUGAUACAUGUAAUUAUAUUUUUUGUAGGGGUCACGGAUAUGCUGAAUGGCAACGCGUGCUUUGUCUGGAGGUAGUGCUGAGGGCACUGACGUUCAGCAUCCAAAGAAGUACUCCGUUAGACAGAAAAAAAACAAACAAACCAACCUGUGUUCAGUGGCUGUUCUUAAGGUUGAAUUCGCAUUUCUCCAAUCACUGUGUCAAAGCGCAGGUCGGACCUUGGUGGGACGCUCCCCUCCGCGUGUCCCUGUGCCGGAGCGGGCGGGUUCCUUGGCAGGCAGCCCGGCGUGCGGCAGCAGCUGGCAUCAUUGGGCAAUAAUCGCAUACAGGUACCAGCAAUAUGGCCACACCGAGCGCGGGGCUGGCGGCGCACCGGGACCUCUCUGCCGUCCCGCAGAAGUUCGUUUCCGAGCGAGAUAGGAAACUAAAUUUUCAUCCUUUCUUAAAUCUUUUUGAAUGUUAUACCUAUUAAAGGAAAAAAAAAAAGAUGCUAUAUUCAGUACUUUGGAGUAAAAUAUCAUCUUUAAUAAAAAAAAAAAAAACCACGGCAAUCCUUCUCUUCUCUUGGAAUGAUCUGUGGCGCACACGUAUGCUGGUGGCAGUGCAGGUGCCCCGAGCGCCGGGGCUGCUCCGUGCAGCGCGUGCCGAGCAGCGCCUUCAGUUCUUUUCCUUUCCUUCUUUUUUUUGCUUUUGCUUUUCUUUGUUUUUCUUUCCUCUUCUUUUUCUGUAUAUUUUCUUCCCUCCCCCCACCCCCCAGCGGAGAAUUAACUCCAGUGAGUGUGAACCAGUUGUUGUCGUCGGGAGAGAAGCGGUAGCGGAGGGCAGGGGAGCUGCUGCCCCGCUCCGUGUCGGUGCGCUCGGUUCACGAGUGGAAGGAGGGAAGGCGGCUGUGGUGCCCGGGGCUGGCGUUCACGCUGCGCGCGGUGGAGGUUUGAGCGUCGCGGUGACAAACGCGUUGUGCUUUAGCGAGCAGUGAGGAAGGAGUACGUGUCCGUGUGUCCUAGUCCUUGUAGCACCGGGCAGUGUCUGCACUCCGGGUCGAGCAGGGAGAACGGCGACUUGUGUCCCUUCAGUGCCUUAUCGCAGGGCGUGCGGCCGCGCGGGGCCAUAGGAGCGGCCUUAGGGAGGGCAGCGGGGAUGCUGGGCUCUGCGGGCGGGGGGGUGCUCUGGGCAUCGAAACGACCUCGCCCUUUUUGCAAAGACAGGUCAGGAAUAGGAGGAAGUGCCUGGGUGAGCGUCAGCCCCGUCCCGCUCCGGGCGCUGGGCGAGGGCUGCGGCCGUGGCUCUGGAGUGAGCGCCGGGCUGCGCUCGCUGCUGCUGGGGCCACGCAGGAACCAAACGAUGGGGAAGGAGCGGGGCUGCAGCGGGGGGAGGGGGGAGGCUGAGCGUGGAACACCCCCACCUCCACCAUCGGCAUCGCGGCGUACGUCGGCGUGUGUCAUUACUCUAUUUUGUAUAUUAAACGAGAGAUAUAUAACGGGGACAAAUCCUAUAUCGUACCGGUGUAUGGCAUUAUUAAAAAAAAAAAAAAAAAUCAUUAUUUUUAUCACAGUAAUUUUAAACGGCAUAAAAACAAAAAUUAAAACCAGUGACUCCUGUUUAAAGAUGAAAGUUGUAGUUUUUUAUUCAUGCUGAAUAAUUCUGUAGUAACAAGUCUGUAGUUUUCACCGACUCAGUGAAAUGUUGGACUGUAAAAGCUUGUGUGGAAUUGUUGAGCAUUUAUUUUUUCAUUUAAAUUUGCUGUUCUGGUAAUACAAAGCCACACAUCUGUACAGAAGUUGCAGUAAAUGUGAGCCAUUUACAGCAAUGCCGAGUAAUGGACAGAAACCAUACAAUAAAAUUCUGCUUUUUUCAUUCAA